CGGCAGAGACGGCGGCGGCACUCGCCAUCCCCGGCCAAGCCCUGUUCUGCCUCCUCCCUCCCUCGAUCCGUGCCAUGGCCGCCGCCCAGAACCGUGAGUCAUGACCAAACAGGCACUGGGCGGGCACCGGAGGGAGCGCACGCUGGCCCGGGGCGGUGCUUCAGCGACCGGAGCGCGCCCGUCAGCCGCGCUGGCGCGAGUGGAUCCGGCGGCCAUUGUCAUGCGCACAUCCACUUCCUCGUCGCUGACAAGGCGACGAUGGAAAGAGCUGCUACUGCCGCCGCACUCGACCACGUUGAUGCUCCUCUGCUUCUUCUCCAUGAACUAUGGCGCCGCGUCCCUGUCCACUCUGUCAAAGACAAGCAGCAGCAGCAGCAGCAGCACGCCGCAACUCGAUGUACGUACACGCUACACAUACACAAGCUAGCCAAGGCAACACACGCGGAAACAGAUCGAUUCCGCCGAGACACGUACGCACGUGAAAAGAGAUCGAUUCAAGCUACAAAUCCGCUAUGGAGAGGCAGCGGUGACGACCGUGAGCAGCCGACGGCGGGGAGCAACAGCACGGGGUGGGGAGCAGCACGACCCACGUCACCGACCGCAUCUGGUAUUCCGGCGGCGCGGCCACUGAAGACUAGAGGAGAGCGGCGCGAGGAGGUCGCCAUCAGCAGAGGGCGCCAGUGUACUAGUUCAUCGGCUUUUUGAGAAUCGGCUGACACUGGUGAAACUAGCACAAAGGCUAUUUUGGUCCACUGAUUUAUGUACACAUUGUGUCAAUCGUUUAGAAGUAUUGUUUUUGUGUGUAAAAGUGGCAAAAGAUCAAAGUUCAAAGUAAAAAGUCGCAG
Triticum dicoccoides is the source of this 845-nucleotide messenger RNA. RefSeq lists its product as uncharacterized. The transcript has 2 exons. NCBI's taxonomy places the organism in Eukaryota, Viridiplantae, Streptophyta, Magnoliopsida, Poales, Poaceae. The record is from RefSeq and is a predicted model, not a curated record. The coding region runs from base 259 to 705 and encodes 148 amino acids.